GCAACAUCUCCUCGUGCGCGUCGGACUCUUCUUCCUCUACUUUUGAGCUCUCUUUUUACUCAUACGCGACUCGUGAUGUGGAUUUACACGCUGCUGCUGGCUCUCACCGUUCUCUCCUGCUCAGAAAGCAGACGAAAUGCACUGCAGGACUACCAGAGGACAGAUGGGGUGCGUCUGGUGCUCGUGACCCCAAGCCCCUCCCACUUGACCAAAAGCAGGAAGGUCAGCUUGAUCAAGUGUGCUCGAACCUGCAGCCGCAACAAAAAGCUCCCAUUUACCUGCAGAGCAUUCCUCUAUGAUCACCAAAACAGGAAAUGCCAGUGGCUGUCUUUUGACCGCAACUCGCCCGUCGCCCACACGCAACACGACAUUAACACCCGCCUGUAUCAAAAGAAAGACUACAUUCGCGAGUGCAUCAUGGGUACUGGUCAGAGCUACAGGGGUCGAAGGUCGGUGACAGUCAGCGGGAUCCUGUGCCAAGCCUGGGCCUCUUCUAUUCCUCAUGAACACCAAUUCCUGUCCAAGCCUUUCGAUAAGAAGGACCUGAGGAAGAACUACUGCCGGAAUCCGGAUAACUCCACCGAUGGACCGUGGUGCUUUACCACCGACCCGCACCUCAGACACCAGGAGUGUGGAAUACCGCAGUGUUCCCAGGUGGAGUGUAUACAUUGCAACGGAGAGGACUACAGAGGACCCAUCGACCACACAGAAAGCGGCAAGGAAUGCCAACGCUGGGAUCUGGAGGAACCACACAAGCACCAGUACCAUCCCGACAGGUAUCCCGACAAGGGCCUGGACGAUAACUACUGCAGGAAUCCAGAUGGACGCCACAGGCCCUGGUGCUUCACCACGGAUCCAAAAACUAGCUGGGAGUACUGUAGCAUCAAAGUUUGCGAAUCCCCCCGGAAACGAACGGCGGUCGAAACACGCGACUGCUACCUGGACAAAGGAGAAGCCUACAGAGGGACGGUGGACACCACGCCAACAGGGCUCACCUGCCAACGCUGGGACUCUCAAUACCCCCAUAACCACUCUUUCAUCCCGGAGGCGUAUCCUUGCAAGGAAUUGCGAGAAAACUACUGCCGGAACCCCGACGGCCAAGAAUUCCCAUGGUGCUUCACGACGGACCCGAGAGUGCGCACCAUGUCCUGCACCAACAUCCCCCAGUGCGGCUUCCCAAACAAGCCUGACUGCUACGAAGGUUUCGGCGAGAAAUACCGAGGGGAGCAGUCAAGGACGAGAUCCAACCUGCUUUGCUCUCCCUGGGAGGAGCACAGCAACAGCGGCGAGAGGGGCGUGACGGUUGAAGGCCUGGAGAGGAACUACUGCAGAAACCCUGACAAGGACAAGCAUGGACCAUGGUGUUACACCAAUAAUUCUGCCAUACGUUGGGACUACUGCAAUGUGAAACCAUGUGACGCUACCCAGAGCACAGUUGCAGUCGGUGAGCUUUCCUCGGUGGGCUGUUUCGUCCAUAAAAGGACCCGAAUCGUCGGGGGAAGUCCGCUGAGCGUGUCGGCCGGCAGCUGGAUGGUCAGCAUACAAAAAGGAUCUUCGCACUGGUGUGGGGGUUCACUUAUAAGAGAAGAGUGGGUGCUCACGGAUAGACAGUGCUUCUCAUCAUGCGUUCCUGACCUGAGUGAGUAUCGGGUGUGGCUGGGUGUGUCCGAUAUCGCGUCGGGUGGGCCCGACGGAGCUACGAGACAGGAAAUCCGCAUCGCGCAGGUGAUAUGCGGACCCGAAGGUUCCAGUUUGGCGCUGCUGAGGCUUUCCAAACCUGCUCUUCCCGCAGACAACGUGCACACCAUUCAGCUGCCUGUGGACGGCUGCUCCAUUCCUGAAGGAACACUUUGUAAAAUGUAUGGAUGGGGAGAGACCAAAGGUACAGGCUACGACGGCAUCCUGAAAGCGGUCAACCUUCCCAUGGUGAGCAACGAAAAGUGCAGAGAGCAGCACAGGGGCAGCCUGCACAUCACCAACAGUAAAAUCUGCGCAGGAGGCCGCAGGAACGAAGGCGUGUGUGAGAGGGAUUACGGCGGCCCUUUGGUGUGUCAGGACGGCGAGCUCAAGGUCAUCAUCGGCGUCAGCGUCCACGGCCGAGGCUGCGCCCGCGCCAACCGCCCCGCCAUCUUCAUUAACGUGCCCUUCUACACCCAAUGGAUCUACAAAGUCUUCAGACAUUACCCCGAAUCGGAGCUUAGCGCCGAAUAACGUCCGCUUCGGAAACGGCUAAACUACUCAGGAGGACUCCUCGCUCGGCUCGCUUCUUAAUAGUGGAUGAGGAAGUCAAAUGGAAGAUUUAAAACACAACGGGAACAGAUGUCACACUUGCUCUGACAGCAAACCAAGGUAAUUAACAUCCAAAAGACCAUCUGCUAUUCAGGUGUUUCGUCAGAAAUAAAAGCAGAAAAUAGGACCGAGAUGGCAUCCAAAUCGCAACGUACAAUGGGAGCAAACUUUGCUUUUAAAGUGUGAAUGGGAAUAAUAAACAUUUUCUGGAUUACAUAAAGUGGCGUUUAAGGGCAACACAAAAAGAGACACUCAAAUUAAAUAGUCAUUUUGUGACAAUAAAGUCCAAAGCUGUGCAAAGCGCAUUUUUACAAGAAUAAUGAGAAAGUAGGCGUGUGAUUCUUAUGAAACUAAACUAGAUAGCCCCCGGGUUACGAACAAUUUCCGUUCCUACGCUGGCGACACGUAAAUCGGAAUUACCUGUUUAAGUACCCCAAAAUAACUAUCCAAAACGGCAACAGGUACUGUAUUUUUUUUUCAUUUUAGCCUGUCCUGUUCAACUGUUUAACAUGGAGAAUGGAAGUCUAAGUGUCCUGUUGGUCUGAACUAAGGCUGCAGCUAUCGAUGAUUUUUUUAGUCGAUUAAUCUAUGAACUAUUUAGUUCAAAUAAUCGAGUAAUCGGGUAAGGAACAUAAAAAAUUAAAAUACCUGAGCUGAGCCUCAGUUUUAAAAAAAAAAAAUGAGGAUCUAUGUACUACAAAUGAACAGUUGGCUAACUUACAUAGCAAAAGUCCGCUAGCAAAUGCUAUAAAAUGCUAACGUUUUUUUUUUUUUUUUUU
Molecule: messenger RNA, 3068 nt
Organism: Corythoichthys intestinalis (scribbled pipefish)
Lineage: Eukaryota; Metazoa; Chordata; Actinopteri; Syngnathiformes; Syngnathidae
Gene: hgfb
Product: hepatocyte growth factor b
Exons: 18
Coding region: 76-2211 (711 amino acids)
Biological process (GO): negative regulation of apoptotic process; hepatocyte growth factor receptor signaling pathway; proteolysis
Molecular function (GO): serine-type endopeptidase activity; signaling receptor binding
Source: RefSeq, a predicted model, not a curated record